UAUUAAGACAGAUCGACGACUCCCCAUUUUCUUUUGUCACAUUUUUCACAAAGUACCCUUGUGAACACGAUCACAAAAAGGUGUCCAAAUUAGAUAGCAACGUAAAGGAUGUAUAAAAUAACAUUGAUGAUUACCCUAAUUAAGCCAAUUAAGCAUAUUCCAUGGAGAAGACCCAAAAGGAAAAGCAUGACAAGUUGAAGGAGAAGGGAAGGAAAGAAGUCCGGUACCGCGGCGUCCGAAGGCGGCCGUGGGGCAAGUAUGCGGCGGAGAUAAGAGACCCUUCUAAGCAAGGGUCACGGUUGUGGUUGGGGACUUUUGAGACAGGUGAAGAGGCAGCUAGAGCAUAUGAUCAUGCAGCCUUUACCAUGAGGGGUCAUGUUGCAAUUUUGAAUUUUCCUAAUGAGUACCAUUCUCAUCAUGUCAGGGGCUAUUCUCCAAAUUUAGCAUCAUCAUCAUCUUCCAUUACUCAUGCCGGUGGUGGACAACAAAGGCAAGUUUUUGAGUUUGAGUAUUUGGAUGAUAAGGUGUUGGAGGAGCUUCUUGAGUUUGAAGAAAACAAGGUUCAGAAAGGUUGAGGGUUGAACUACCCUUCUUAUUUUUCUUUAAUUUGUAAUUUCCUUUUCUUUUUCUAACUAUCUUAUCAUGAUCCAAGACCAAACCAAAAUCGUUAGAAAAAAACAAAAAAGAAACCCUUCAUUGUCCAAGUUUGCAUACUGCACUUAUGCCACAUUUUGUGCAAAUGGAUAUAUAUUACUGUCAAGUUUCACAAAUCAUCCUUUCGUCAUAGUGCUAGAGUAAGAGGCAAAGAAUAUCAAAGGGUCUAGUCUGUUUUGUAAUUUUUAAUAGUGUCAAAAAUAAUAAAGUGUCAAA
This is a messenger RNA of Glycine soja, 870 nucleotides long. Its product is annotated as ethylene-responsive transcription factor ERF098-like. Gene Ontology annotation, biological process: ethylene-activated signaling pathway; regulation of DNA-templated transcription. The record is from RefSeq and is a predicted model, not a curated record. The coding region runs from base 162 to 575 and encodes 137 amino acids. The transcript has a single exon. Lineage: Eukaryota; Viridiplantae; Streptophyta; Magnoliopsida; Fabales; Fabaceae. Gene Ontology annotation, molecular function: DNA-binding transcription factor activity; DNA binding.